CUGAAAGGAGGAACAAAAAUCCAAUAGACGACUACGACACCGAAAAUGAGCACGCCGCCGGGUCUCAAGAAGCCUAAGAUGGAGAGAGAAGAAGAAUCCAACGGCGAAGCUGACAAUGAGAACGGCGAAGAGAAGCUCAUGUGGGAGGAGAGAGAAGAAGCACUUGUGGCUCUGAUCGAGCAUCGUACCAAAGAAGUCGAACAUCUCCGCCAACGUUUGUCCUACUACAAAUCUCAGCUUGAUCAGGCAGAGAGAAGGUUAGAGGAGACACAUGUUAAACUGGCCCGCCAUCGAGGCCGAGACAAAGUGAUGUCAUCCAAAGGUUCUGUGGGAAAUGGUAUGAAAGAGGUGAAUGCUGAACAAAGAUCAACUAGUCCUACCCAGAUCAGCGAAGGUCAUUCUCAAAGACCGCCUCAAUCUAGACCACAAUUAGUCCAAGAAAAUGUGAAGCCAUCCAAAAACUCCCUGAAAGAGGGCGUGAAAGAGGUAAAACUUGAGCGGAGGUCAAGUAGUCCUAUCCAGAUCAGUGAAGAUUCUUCUAAAAGCCAUCCUCCAUCUAAACCACGACUUGUAAUACCUGCUGUGAAUCCAAAAGUUUCCCCACCUACGAAGAUGGCAGAAUUUGGCUCUAAAAUUAACACCGGAUCUAGUUCUCGAACUUGUGCAUCAGUUCCCACUCACACUGAUAGUAUUGUGAAACAAAAAGGGGACAAAUUUCAGCAAAUCUCUUCUGAGCAGGAAGCUGUUGAAACUCAAGCUAAAGGGACAAAAAGAAAGGCUGAGCAGAAAGAACACAAAGACAUAAUUCCUUUGAUACAUAGCAGCUCUUCACCCCGCCCAAUCCGUUGCCAGACAGGCUGUCUCAUAUCCAGUCAACACAAGAGAAAGUUGAGAAGUCUUGUCCUGUGUCCGACAAACGACCAACUAUUUGUGACCAGUUCUUUGGAUGGAGUCGUCAACUUGUGGCAAGUUCAGGCCAGAGGAUCAAAUGCCAGUCUUCUUAGUACCACUGAUUGUGUAUCUCUCAAGCACAGGCGAUGGCCAGAAGACAUAGCCUGGCAUCCACAGGGAAAUUACCUAUAUUCUGUUUACAGUGCUGAUGGUGGGGAUUCCCAGAUAUCAAUCCUGAAUCUGAAUAAAACAAAAGAGGGAACCCGUGUAAGUUACAUAGAGGAGAAGCCUCAUGUUAAGGGCAUUAUCAACAACAUAAUGUUCAUGCCAUGGGACGAUAUCUGUUUUGUUACCGGUGGCAGUGAUCAUGCUGUAGUACUCUGGACUGAGAGAGAUGGGGAGAACUCGUGGAAACCAAAAGCGCUGCACAGGAAUAUGCAUUCCUCGGCUGUAAUGGGAGUGGCUGGGAUGCUGCAAAAACAAAUUGUGAUGUCUGUUGGUGCGGACAAGAGGAUUAUUGGGUAUGAUUUACUUGCUGGAAGAGCAGAUUACAAGCAUCAAAUAGAAAGCAAAUGUAUGAGUAUUCUACCUAAUCCACGUGACUUCAAUCUCUUCAUGGUUCAGACUGGGACUCUAGAGAGACAGCUUCGAUUAUUUGAUAUCAGGGUUAGGCAGACAGAAGUCCAUGCAUUUGGUUGGAAGCAAGAAAGUAGUGAUUCACAGUCAGCUUUGAUAAACCAGGCUUGGUCUCCUGAUGGUUUAUACAUAACAUCUGGUUCAGUAGACCCUGUGAUCCACAUCUUCGAUAUCAGGACUCUAGAGAGACAGCUUCGAUUAUUUGAUAUCAGGGUUAGGCAGACAGAAGUCCAUGCAUUUGGUUGGAAGCAAGAAAGUAGUGAUUCACAGUCAGCUUUGAUAAACCAGGCUUGGUCUCCUGAUGGUUUAUACAUAACAUCUGGUUCAGUAGACCCUGUGAUCCACAUCUUCGAUAUCAGGUAUAAUGCUCACAAACCUUCCCAGUCAAUAAAAGCGCAUCAGAAACGUGUCUUUAAAGCUGUGUGGCACUAUGCUCUCCCGCUCAUGAUCUCCAUAUCCUCUGACUUGAACAUUGGAUUGCACAAGAUCAUUUAA
Ilex paraguariensis (yerba mate) is the source of this 2022-nucleotide messenger RNA. The record is from the annotation of a GenBank genome assembly. NCBI's taxonomy places the organism in Eukaryota, Viridiplantae, Streptophyta, Magnoliopsida, Aquifoliales, Aquifoliaceae.